UACGCAUCAUGAAAAGCUAGCCACAGGCAUGAAAAAGAAAACAUUUCUCAUUCAUCACAGCAGAAAAUUGAAAAAGGGUGAGGGAGGGAUUCAUCAAUCAUCAAAGCUCCUUCUUAUGGAUCUGUUCACCCUUUGAUUCUCUCUCGCUCUCUACGAUCUGGAAUUUUCUGGGUUUCUUCGGUUAAGGUUUGAAUCUAUCACGCUUGAAGACUGACAGAAGGAGGAGCGUUUUUCCCGAUCUUCUCUUUUGUAGCCGAAAAUGGCCUCGGUGGGCUUAGCUCCUACUUCCGGGGCGAGAGAUUCUACCGGGCAUGCUUCUGGUGUCGACAGGUUGCCCGAGGAGAUGAACGACAUGAAAAUCCGCGAUGAUAAAGAAAUGGAAGCCACAGUUGUGGAUGGCAAUGGAACUGAAACUGGUCACAUAAUAGUGACUACUAUCGGUGGAAGAAAUGGCCAACCAAAGCAGACUAUCAGCUACAUGGCCGAGCGAGUUGUUGGACAUGGAUCUUUUGGCGUUGUGUUCCAAGCAAAAUGCCUAGAGACUGGGGAAACCGUUGCUAUUAAGAAAGUUCUGCAAGAUCGGAGGUACAAGAACCGUGAACUGCAAACCAUGCGGCUAUUCGACCAUCCUAACGUCGUGUCUCUGAAACACUGCUUUUUCUCAACCACCGAAAAGGAUGAGCUUUACCUCAACCUUGUUCUCGAAUACGUUCCUGAAACUGUGCACCGUGUCAUCAAACACUACAACAAACUGAGCCAAAGAAUGCCUCUGAUAUAUGUCAAACUGUACACAUAUCAGAUUUUUAGAGCCCUAUCCUACAUUCACCAUUGCAUUGGAGUGUGUCAUCGCGAUAUUAAGCCUCAGAACUUGUUGGUAAACCCUCACACUCACCAAGUAAAACUAUGCGACUUUGGAAGUGCAAAAGUAUUGGUAAAAGGAGAACCAAACAUAUCAUACAUUUGCUCGAGGUAUUACAGAGCACCAGAACUUAUAUUUGGAGCAACCGAGUACACCACGGCUAUCGAUAUCUGGUCAGCAGGAUGCGUUCUUGCUGAGCUCCUUCUUGGACAACCUCUUUUCCCAGGUGAAAGUGGCGUUGAUCAGCUUGUAGAGAUUAUCAAGGUUCUGGGAACGCCCACGAGGGAAGAAAUCAAGUGCAUGAACCCUAAUUACACAGAAUUCAAGUUUCCUCAGAUCAAAGCUCAUCCAUGGCACAAGAUUUUCCAUAAACGCAUGCCUCCAGAGGCUGUCGAUUUAGUCUCAAGGCUUCUUCAGUAUUCUCCCUAUCUACGUUGCACCUCUCUUGAUGCGUUGGUCCACCCGUUCUUUGACGAGCUAAGAGAUCCGAAUGCCCGUUUGCCAAAUGGGCGCUUCCUCCCACCGUUAUUCAACUUUAAGGCUCAUGAGCUGAAAGGUGUGCCUGCGGAGAUGGUGGCAAAGUUAGUACCGGAGCAUGCGAGGAGGCAGUGCCCAUGGCUUGGCUUGUGAUUUCAGAGACCCCCAAGCCCUAAAUGUAACAGAAGAAUUCAGCAAGUUAUCUGUAUUAUUUCUCAGAUAUGAUAUGUACUCUUUGUUGUUUGUGUAUGAGUAGAAGGAUCAAUGUGGGUUUAUGAUGUAAAAGCCAACAAGAUUUUUAGGUGAGAGUUUGGUGAUUCGUAUAUCCUUACACAACAGUAACGAGUCUCCCCUUUUCCCUUUGGCU
Tarenaya hassleriana is the source of this 1703-nucleotide messenger RNA. Its product is annotated as shaggy-related protein kinase alpha-like. Lineage: Eukaryota; Viridiplantae; Streptophyta; Magnoliopsida; Brassicales; Cleomaceae. Gene Ontology annotation, biological process: signal transduction; protein phosphorylation. The transcript is spliced from 13 exons. The record is from RefSeq and is a predicted model, not a curated record. The coding region runs from base 260 to 1489 and encodes 409 amino acids. Gene Ontology annotation, molecular function: protein serine/threonine kinase activity; ATP binding. Gene Ontology annotation, cellular component: cytoplasm.